AGCAUCGCUGGCUGAGCUUCAGUUCCCAAAAGCAUUGCCUUCAGAUUCCGACACUUUCUAAUCUCCAUAUCUCCAACAAACUCAGUUACACACCCCAUAUUUUCCCUAUGUUCUAUCCAAAUUACAAAACCACACACCACCCACAAGUUUCGACCUCCAUGGACUGAAAAGAGCUUGAGCUCCAGCUCCACCAAUGUCGAAGCAAACUUCUGAUUGCACCCAACCCGAAGCAAACGAGAACGACUUCGAAACCCCGCUGAAUCCCAUCCAUUUCCCUCCUCCUCGAACACCUCUCAACGCCAUUGCAGAUCCUUCUCAGUUUGCUCAUGAUUCCGAUUUCGACUCUUCUUAUUUCGCCACCAAGUUCGAAUCCCUUCGACAUGGUCGAUACUCGCUUUCUGAUAGAAAACUCGAAGCUCGUGGUAAUGUCGGUAAGGCGCAUUCGGAGCCGAACUCGGCGCAAAGCACUCCAACAAGACGAAUUUCAGUGGGUGGAGUAAUAGGAGCUUGCCAUGGAAGUAGAGUCUCACUGCAUACAUGGAACAAAGCAGGGAGUUCUAGAGCUUGCAGAGCAAUUUCUGCUGUGAAUUCCGAAUUGCCUGAUGAAAUCCCGCAUUUCGAGCUCGUUCAAGAUUCUUCUUUCUGGACUGAUCAUAAUGUGCAGGUGCUGAUUCGAAUUCGACCAUUAAGUAGCAGAGAGAGGGCUUCUCCAGGCUACAGUAGAUGUUUGAAGCAGGAAAGCGCGCAGACCAUGGUGUGGCUUGGCCAUCCUGAAACCAGAUUUACCUUUGAUCAUAUUGCAUGCGAGACCAUAUCACAGGAAAGUCUGUUUAGGGUCGCUGGAUUGCCAAUGGUUGAGAAUUGUUUGUCCGGUUAUAAUAGCUGUAUGUUUGCCUACGGUCAGACAGGCAGUGGCAAAACGUAUACUAUGAUGGGUGAGAUAUACGAAAUUGAAGGAAAGUUCAAUGAAGAUUGUGGGAUAACUCCGCGCAUUUUUGAAUAUUUAUUUCAGAGAAUUCAAGCAGAGGAGGAAAGUAGAAAGAAUGAACAGCUCAAGUAUAGCUGCAAAUGUUCCUUUCUAGAGAUCUACAAUGAGCAGAUAACUGAUCUUUUGGAGCCUUCAUCAAAUAAUCUGCAAAUUAGAGAAGACUUGAAGAAAGGGGUAUAUGUUGAAAACCUCACAGAGUACAAUGUGGGAAAUGUUCGUGAUGUUGUCAAGCUUUUGUUGCAGGGUGCUGUAAAUAGAAAAAUGGCAGCAACACAUAUGAACAGUGAGAGUAGCCGCUCGCAUAGUGUUUUCACUUGUACUAUUGAAAGCAGUUGGGAGAAAGAUUCGAUGAACCAUUUUAGAUUUGCAAGGUUAAAUUUAGUAGACCUAUCUGGUUCUGAGAGGCAGAAAAGCUCUGGUGCAGAGGGAGACCGUUUAAAAGAAGCAGCAAACAUAAAUAAAUCCUUAUCAACUCUCGGGUUGGUUAUAAUGUCUUUGGUGGAUUUAGCACAUGGAAAACAUAGACAUGUUCCAUACCGAGAUUCGAGAUUGACAUUUCUACUUCAGGAUUCUCUUGGUGGAAACUCAAAAACAACUAUUAUUGCGAAUGUUAGUCCAUCCAUUUGUUCUGCUAAUGAAACACUCAGCACUCUAAAGUUUGCCCAGCGUGCCAAACUUAUUCAAAACAAUGCUAAGGUGAAUGAAGAUGCUUCAGGUGACAUAAAUGCCCUUCAGCGGCAAAUCCAAAAGUUAAAGGGCCAGUUGUCCUUUCUUAUGAAGCAUAAUUACCAAUUAUCAAGUUGUGUAACAAAUAGUCAAGAAUCUAGAUUCAAUGACUUGCCUGAGGAAUAUCAUUCUUUAGGAGAAGAAUUGGCAAAUGAUAAUCGUAUGGCCCAAUGUUUUCAAAACAAGAUUAAAUGCAUGGAAGCUAGUUUAGCUGGUGCUCUUAGGAGAGAAAAAGUGGCAGAGACAGCAAUUCAGAAGUUAGAGGCUGAACUAGAACGCAUGAACCACUUGGCUUGCCAAGGAGAAGAGGACUCUCAGCAUAGUAAAAUGAUGUUAAAAUUUCGUGAUGAGAAGAUCAAACGCCUCGAAUUGUUGGUUGAUGGAAUGCUGUCAGCUGAGACAUAUCUCAUGCAAGAAAACAAGACUUUGCUGGAAGAGAUUCAACUGCUUCGUGCAAAAAUUGACAGAUAUCCAGAACUAUCUCAAAUUUCUCUAGAGAAUAAUAGACUUAGAGAGCAACUACAGUCAAUUCAAAAUUUUUAUGAACAUGGAGAGCGAGAAACAUUGUUAGCUGAAGUAUCAGAGUUACGCAAUCAGCUUCUGGAAAAACUUGAAGGAAAGGUUCCACUCUAUACAAAUAAUGAAAAUCAGGACAAGGAUUCUGUGAAGGAAUUAGAACAUUGCAGGAAUCUGAAUUCCAAAUUGAUUAGGGAAGUAGAUGAGCUGCGUUUAGGACUGGGAAAGUAUAUAAACUGCUGUCAAGUUGCAUCUGAUUCUGUUACAGAUUCCUUCUCCAAGGAUACUGAAGAAUUUAGACAGCCAGAUAAAUAUUCUCUGGUCGAGAGCAUUUCUCUCCAAAGUGAUGCUGGAGAUGAGAUGGCAUCUUAUACUCAAACAGAUGAUGAGGCGGUACUAAAUCAUAUCGAUCAAUAUAUGGAUGGUGGUCCAGUUAUUCCUCCUAAUAUCAGAAAGGAGUUGAUUGAGGUGAUGGAGCCAAAGCAGGUCUGUCUGAAUGGCAAGCUGCAGCAUGUGCAAGAUGAGAGUUGUAGAUACAUGGAAAUCUCAAGUUGCAAGGACAACUUAGAGAAAGAGUCUGUGCUUAAACCUGAAAACAAAUUUUCCAAAGUAAAUGGUUUAGAUAAGCAACACAAUGGCCAGGUGAUGGACAGCAAUGGCGAAAUUGAAAGGAUAGCCUUGCAAGCCAAGUUGGAUAGAAUGACUAAGGACCUUGAGGAAGUAAGGUUACUUAAUAGCAAGCUUCAAGAAGAUCAGGAAUUACAGUUAUCUUCCCAGCAUGAAACUGAACUAGUCCGUGAACAGGUUGAGGUUGAGACAGCCAGAACAAUUCUUCAAUUACAGGAAGAGGUUGCUGCCCUUCAGUGUGAACUUGAUGGGAGAUUGGAUUAUGUGACUCGAGAAAAUACAAAACUAAGAAACACUGUAGAAGCUAAAGAGAAGAAAAUAAAGGAAGUGGGUAUGGAGUGGGAAAGGGCAAUCGCAGAACUGACAGGCUUCCUUGUAGAUGGAUCUAGAUCUCUCAAUAAUGUCUCUGGCCAAAUUGAAAGUAUUGCUUGUUCAUUUCCCCAAGCUAAUGCUUGGAUUAGUGAACAUGUUGUGAGAGCUGCCAAAGUUUGCAUUGAGAGGGAAGAAACAAUACUCCAUCUACAAAGGAGCUUGGAAGAUGCACAAAAUAUGGCAAUGGAUAUGGGGCAGAAGUUAAGUUCCUUGAAGGGAGCAACGUUAGCUUUAACUGAAUUCCAGCAACUAGAUAAUACUGAAGUCUCCGAGGAGGAAUGUCAGUUAAGCAUGUUGUUGAAUGAGAAGACCAACAUGGUAAAGAUGUUAAAGAGAAAACUCAAAGUCAAGGAGGAUCAGGUUAUUGAAGCAGAAAAAUAUGCUAAUGUUGCUUUCCUUGUGAUAAAUUGGCUUUUUGAUCGCCAUAAGGUUGCUCAGAUGGGUGAAACAGAGGACAGUAUUCCCAUCUCAAAAAUGGCUAAUCAUAAAAUUGCUCAGGUGAAGGAUGAUGCAAAUGCCUUGGUUUUGGAAGAUAUUAUUGCUCAGGUUGAGCUGGCUAAGUCAGGAGUAUUUGAAUCUGAAAAUGCUCUUAAUGCAAUUUAUGCACACACAGAAAUGCAUAUAAAAGCUCUCCAGACCAAUAUCUACGAAAUUUCUCAUACAUAUAGGGAGUUGGUUCGGAAUUUAGUGAAAGAAAUUCAAGACAUGAGGAUGGCAUACACAGAAGUAAGAGAGCAGGGCAAAAUUUCUGAGUGUUGUACAGCUCAUACACCACCACUGGAAGAAGACAGGUGUCUGAAGUUUAAGAACCUGUAUCACAUGCUGCAUCAAAUAAGAGAUGAAAUAAAUGAAACAAAUGAGAGACUGAAAGUUAUUGAAGAUUUCAUUAACACAGAAGUAAACGCGUCUGAAUGCUCUUCAAUGGAUGGAGGUUUAGUAAAUGCUGACUCCUGGAGCACUGAUUGUUCUUCAUCAAGCUCUGAUCUUUCAACUGCAAGCGUUGAAUCAGAAAUUAAAUUCCACAAAUCCUCAUGGACUUGCUGUACUAAAGUUGAAGGCUCAAUUCUUUUAUCUACUGACGAAGGUUCUAAAAAUUCAAAGUUCUUAAAAGGUCCAAUGUAUUACCUGAAAAAGGAAUUAAAGACAAUAUGUGAUUCUUUCAAAAAACUAUAUGUUCGACUAACCACACUUGUUGAUGAUUCGGACAGUGGAGAGAGUUCAUAUGCAGAGUUAAAACAACUGGUUCCAUCUUGUAAGUUACGGAUGGAGGUUAAGGCAGGUUUCCAUAAUCCUAUUGAGGUAGAAGGUGAUGAGAAAAUUGAUCGAGCUAGAAGCUUCUUGACCAAAUUUGAGCAAGCUCGUUUGACAAUAAGAGAGGCUGAUAUCAUGUUAAAUGCUUUACUGAAAGCAAAUGAGAAUGCAAAACAGUUGACUGGAAUGUGGAAGCAAACUGGUGAAGAACUAAUGGUAGAGCGAGCAAGCUUGAUAGAAGAAGUUAAAUGUCUGAGAUCUUCAAUAUCUGUGAAAGAAAGAGAACAGGAUGAAACCCAUUAUAAGUUGGCAGAGAUAGCAAACUCAAUAUCUUCACUUGAAGAAUGUUUUAUGCAAUUGAAAAUCGAUGUGGAGAAAAGGUUAAAGGACAUAUAUUCUGAUGUUUAUUCAAUGGGAAUAGAAAUGUUGAGUUUUGUUAGCAGCUCAAGAUCAUUGUUAGAAGAUAUAUGGUAUGAGACUCUGAAAAAAGGAUUUGCCUCAUUUGUGCUAUACCAGUGUCAUCUAGAAGAGCUUAUUAGAAAAUUACCAUGCUUAAAUGUAGACAUGGGUUUCCAUCUAUCCAGAAGUCCAGAAAGCUAUACAGAAGUCAAUAAACUGCAAAAUAUUAGUUCAAGUGCUAAGGGUGAGAUCAUGAUUACAUGUAAGAAGAGCAUAGAUGAAGGGGAUCAAAGAGAAGUAGCUACAAAUGCAGAAGGGGGUGAGUUGUCCCUUGAUAGUCUGAUAAAUGAGAAUUUAUCAUUGAAAAAGGAACUACAAAGGAAAGAAGUUCUACUAGAAGGCUUGCUUUUUGAUUUUAGGCUGUUGCAGGAAUCAGCAUCAAACAGAAAGGACAUUAAGGAUGAAACUGAAAACCUUAUAUGUUUUCUGCACCAAGUUCGGCAUGAGUUGGAGAUGAAGACAAGCCAGCUCGAUGACAUGCUGGUCCAAAACCAAAAACUUGAGCGUCACCUGAAUGAUACUGAGAAGGCUUUGUUUAUAUCAAACUCCAAGCUUGAUCAGGCUACAAAAGAAAGUGAGACUUUUUCAGAUCAGAUUGUUGAGUUAAAAAUGCUGCUGAAAGACCUCUAUAUCAGGAAAUCUGAAGCUGAAGAACAACUGGAAGAACAGAAGGAGAUUGUGAAAAGCAUGGAAAAUGAAAUUCUUCAGUUGACAUCUUCGGCUGAAAUGAAAUUCCUCUCCUCAGUAGAAUCCAUUGAAGAUAAUAUGAGAAGAAUCGCCAGUGAGAGAGACCAACUCAUUGAAGAAGUUCAAUCCUUGAACAAUAAACUUGAAAUGGCAUAUGCAUUAGCUGAAGAAAAUGAAGCUAUUGCUGUUGAAGCUCGUCAGGAGUCAGAGGCAAGCAAGAUAUAUGCUGAACAAAAGGAAGAGGAGGUUAAGAUUUUAGAACGGUCUGUCGAAGAGCUAGAGUGUACCAUAAAUGUAUUGGAAAAGAAGGUGUAUGAGAUGGAUGAUGAGGUAGAAAGACAUCGGUUGAUCAGAGAUUCAUUAGAACUAGAACUCCAAGCUCUGAGACAGAGAUUAUCAACCGUUGAAAACUCAGCUGGAAUUGUGGAUUCAGAUAACAUAAAUGCUGAACAAACUCAGAUAUAUGUAAAACUGCAGAAUAUAUCACUGGAGCUUCAUGAGGCUCAUACUCAGAUAAAACUUCUUGAAGAGGAAAGAGCAGAACAGGAUAAAGAGAUCAAACAAUGCAAAGAGUACAUCUCUGAACUAGUUUUGCAUGCUGAAGCCCAAGCAUCACAGUACCAACAAAAGUACAAGACUCUGGAGGCCAUGGUUCGUGAAGUUCAAAUAGAUUCCACAAAUCCGACAUCUACAGCUUCAACAUCAUACCAAACUGAGAAGGGUUCAGUAAGGACAAGGGGCUCGAGCUCACCAUUUAGAUGCAUUGCAGGUUUGGUUCAGCAGAUGAAUUUGGAGAAGGAUCAGGAAUUAUCAGCGGCCAGGCAUCAAAUUGAGGAGCUAGAGGCACUUGCAACUAGUCGGCAGAGAGAGGUAUGUAUGCUGAAUACCAGAUUAGCUGCAGCAGAAAGCAUGACACAUGAUGUCAUUCGAGAUUUACUUGGAGUCAAAUUGGACAUGACUAACUUUGCGAAUUUGAUAGACCAGCACCAGGUUGAAAAAUUAGUGGAGGAAGCCCAUCAACAAACCGAAGAGUUCCAUGCUAAGGAGCAAGAAAUAAUCAACUUCAGGAAGCAAAUUAAUGAUCUAAUCGAAGAACGAGAGAGUUGCAUAUUGGAAAUCAGCAAGAGGGAAGGGGAUAUACUUGCUUCUCAAAUAACCAUACAACAACUCAAAGAGCGGGAUCAGUUGCUUUCUGCACAGAACGAAAUGUUAAAGAUGGAUAAGGCCAACUUGAAGAAAAAGGUGGCAGAACUGGAUGAUAUGGUGAAAACGAUUCUUGGAACAAAAGCUACAGAACAGCGAAUUCAACAAUCAUCAAUGACAAAGAAGAGUUCAUUGAAAUUGGGGGAUGCUGAUUUUGCAAAGAGGCUGGAACAGUCUGAAAAGCUUCUUUCUAGAGUGAAUGGUGAACUAUGUCAAUAUCAUAAACCUAGUAGCAGCCAUCCACAUGAUAAAACUGUUGGACAUGGUUUAGAAACAAAUUUUAGGAGGCAGAAAGCUAAAUUUGGUUAGCGGGAAAGCCUUGUUCUACCUUGUGUUACAGGCAAACACAUGCACCGGAAUAAAUGGUAUCUCAUUACAAACAAAGCUUUUGCUCUCAAGUAUACAAUCGAUUUUGGACUUACAAGUAGCGUGGGCACAGUAGAAUUGAGACAAUCACUUUAAAAUGUGUUUGUUGUGUAUGUGCGCCUGUACUGUACAUGUAUAUUUUUUUUUCAGCCAGCUUAUGUACAUAUAUCAUUUAUCUAUUUCUAAACAUUAUUUGGUAAA
Messenger RNA from Ziziphus jujuba (common jujube), 7396 nucleotides. Its product is annotated as kinesin-like protein KIN-12C. NCBI's taxonomy places the organism in Eukaryota, Viridiplantae, Streptophyta, Magnoliopsida, Rosales, Rhamnaceae. Bases 194 to 7138 code for a protein of 2314 amino acids. Gene Ontology annotation, molecular function: microtubule motor activity; ATP binding; microtubule binding. Gene Ontology annotation, biological process: microtubule-based movement. The transcript has 35 exons. The record is from RefSeq and is a predicted model, not a curated record.